Messenger RNA from Cicer arietinum (chickpea), 1172 nucleotides. RefSeq names its product UPF0603 protein At1g54780, chloroplastic. Lineage: Eukaryota; Viridiplantae; Streptophyta; Magnoliopsida; Fabales; Fabaceae. The record is from RefSeq and is a predicted model, not a curated record.
GAGACUGAUGUGGAACAGAGGAAGUUCAACUUUCCUCAUUCCAAUCCUUCCUUAUCUUCCUCAUGGGAACCCUUUUUCCUCCAAACUCACUCUCUCCACUCCUCAACAUCAAAUCUUCACUUUCUCUCCAACCCAAAUCAAACUCUCUCUUUUCCUGCAAACCCAUUGUUUCCAAUCUAAAAAAGAAUCAAACUUUAUCACUCAAACCACUAUCCCUUCCUUCAUCCACAACAUGGUUCACUUAUGCUCAACAGGGUCUUGCAGCUUUAGCUAUUACGUUAGCACUUAACUUUAGCCCAAUUCUGCAUAGUGGCAAUGCAUUGGCUUCUGAAUUUGAUGUGCUUAAUGAGGGUCCACCUAAGGAAUCUUAUGUGGUUGAUGAUGCUGGAGUUCUUAGUAGAGUUACUAAGUCUGAUUUAAAACGGUUGUUGUCUGAUUUGGAAUCAAGGAAGAACUUUCACAUCAAUUUUAUUACACUUAGAAAACUCACGAGUAAAGCCGAUGCCUUUGAGUAUGCUGACCAAAUUUUGGAGCGUUGGUAUCCUUCUGUGGAAGAGGGCAAUGAUAAGGGUGUUGUGGUUCUUGUAACAAGUCAGAAAGAAGGAGCAGUUACUGGUGGACCUGCUUUUAUCCAAGCCAUAGGAGAAAAUAUCCUUGAUGCUACCGUGUCGGAGAACCUUCCAGUAUUGGCUACGGAUGAGAAGUACAACGAAGCAAUUUAUAGCACAGCUAAACGACUAGUUGCUGCCAUUGACGGGCUUCCAGAUCCUGGUGGCCCCACAGUUAAAGACGAUAAGCGUGAGUCUAACUUCAAAACCAAGGAAGAGACAGAUGAGAAACGCGGACAAUUCUCUCUUGUAGUCGGAGGUUUGUUGGUUGUUGCGUUCGUGGUUCCUAUGUUACAAUACUUUGCUUAUGUAGCCAAAAAGUAAAGGAACGGUAUUAUACAACUAGAUCUGUCUUCCAAAUUAUCACUAUUUAAAUUCAGAUGUAUAAUCUGCAGUUGUAACCUUGCUCAUGUUACAAUUGAGUUUGAGAAAGCUGACAAAUAAGAUCAGAUUUUUUUGGCUUGUAAAUGUAAUUCCAAAAUAUGUAUGUUGGACUAUUUUUAUAUGCCAAAUUUUAUGUACUCGAUUCCGACAUUUAUCGAUUGUCGGAACAAGGGUUUAUGA